Molecule: messenger RNA, 1735 nt
Organism: Marchantia polymorpha subsp. ruderalis
Lineage: Eukaryota; Viridiplantae; Streptophyta; Marchantiopsida; Marchantiales; Marchantiaceae
Source: the annotation of a GenBank genome assembly
AGGCUCUGAAAGGCGGCCCUCGGCGCCGCUACUAUUUCCUUCGCAUCAUCUACCAGCUCUCGGUGGUUCGACGAAGCAUCUUCCCUUUCUCACUCUCUCUCCCUCUCUCUUUGCGCCAUCCUUUCUUCACUCGUGACUGCCAGCCUCAAUCUCUUUUUCUCCACUUCACCCAGCCUCGUCUCGUCUCGUCCUCGCCCGUCGGGUCGAAUUUCGAUCGGUGUCAGUCGUAUCCGAUCGGCAGUUCAAGUCCGCGAUGGCGUACUUCGGUCAGUUAGGACGCAUGAUGAUGCAGAAGAUCGGGAGCAACGCCUCCCGAUCCGUGCUCUCGCAGAAUGUUGGAGCUGCUGCCGUUCCCGGUCUCUUCCUUCUGCAGAGUCGCGGUAUGGCUUCGUCCAAGCUUUUCAUUGGAGGCCUGUCAUGGGGUACCGACGAGAAAACCCUGAGAGACGCGUUCGCUUCUUUCGGCGAGGUCACCGAUGUGAGAAUUAUCACUGAUAGAGACACCGGCAGAUCGAGAGGAUUCGGAUUUGUGAGCUACACCAGCGACGCGGAGGCCCAGAAUGCCCUGCAAGAGAUGGACGGACGCGAUUUGGCUGGCCGGACCAUCCGAGUCGACUAUGCCACCGAUAGGACGCAAGGAGACGGCGCUGCCGGCGGAGGCUUCGGUGGCCGGCCCGGUGGCUUCGGUGGGCGACCCGGUGGCAACAGACAAGGUGGAGGAGGAGGAGCUGGCGGCGGCAGCGGCUGGAGGGGUUACUGAGCAAUCCGCUCAUCGGCCGUCACCGCGCCUUAUACCAACGAGAGCUUCCGAGAUCUCGAUCUUCGAAAUCUAGAGUGGUUUGAAUUGUGGACGGAUAGUUGUGAAGAUGUUAAGCAAUCUCGUUAUAUGUUCUAGUCGCGCAUGUUGUGAAGGUCCACUGUAGGCUAACUCAAUUUACCGCUGUUGUUCCAUUCCUUCCACACAUUACGCAUUACGGCAAGAUACUGAUAAAGUAGCUAAACCACUUGCUCAAGUUUUUUGUUCUGCCUGGAUAAAGAUUGUCCAUCUGGUGGAUCGGUCACUGUACUCCUCCUGGAUACUGUGGAUUGAGGGAUUGUGGUUGUUACUAUUUGUAAUCUCUACGAGGGGACUUGAUUUGGCUGGACUAAGUGCACCAGGACUCUGAUUGUGAUGAAACUCUCGAAGGAAGGACUAGUUAAUUGUAUCUGCCUCAAUUACUGUGCCUGGAACAUGCAAGACAGUGGAGGAGGAUCGAUGAGUAGGGCUAGUCAUAGUUGUAAGAGUUUCUGGAUCUUGAUAGAAGAUAGCGUGGUCCUUACGUUCUCACUUUCGUGGAGCUUGACAUGAGAUACCCUAUUGUUUCGGGCAACGAGAUGAAUGCUCUUUUGAAGAAAUGAUCCGUUGAUAUUAAUGUCAACGCUGUUACGUACAAUGCCUGAGUUUCAUGAACCCGCGUGAGUUUCCGAUUUCUGGAUGGUAUCUUUGGGGUUUCCGAUUGCUGGAUGGUAACUUUCGGGCUGACGUUCUGUAUGCAGAGUGGUUUUUGGCAAACAGAUUUCUGUCUGUCCGUCACCUUUGAAUGUUAUUGUCGCGGAGGUUGUGGUUUUGGUCAACUGAUACACCGUUUGUGUCCUCCCGCUUUGCCGAGAGUACAGCGCUUUCAAUUCGAUUUCGCCCACCGAAAAAUAGCUCGCAAUUAUUUUAGCUUUCGGCCGUCUAAGCUGUACACUUCUU